CCUACGCAGUAGGUCGGCCGAUGCUCCGCUCUCUAGUCGCGUAGUAACUCUUUCACAUUUUCGUUUCAAUUUUCGAUUUAGGGUAACGGCAGCUGCUUGAACUAGAACUUAAAAUGUAGAUAACACGCUUUCGUGCUUAGUCAUUCGGAGACCCUCGAGCAGUCGAGUGAAAACCUAAAAUACCGAAUCGUGUGUGUGUGGUGUUGAGCUUUGUAUUUUUUACGCGGUAAACAUUGGUUUUGUAUUGAACAAGUAGAUUCAGCAAUGCCAGUUCGAAGAGGACACGUCGCUCCACGGACUACAAUCAUCGAGACAAUUAUACGAAAAUUUGACACUCAUAACCGGAGCUUCCUGGUGGCGAACGCGCAGCGGGGGCUAUGCCACAUCAUCUACUGCUCGGACGGCUUCUGCCGCAUGACGGGCUUCAGCAGGGCGGAGGUGAUGCAGCGGCCCGCGUCCUGCGAGUUCCUGCACGGGCCGCUCACCUCGCAGCACGCCGCCCAGGUCGUCCGCGACGCGCUCGCCGUCGGCGCCGAGAAGCACUUCGAGAUCCUCUACUACCGCAAAGACGGCACCAAGUUCCUAUGCAGCCAGGUGAUAGCGCCUAUCAAGAGCGAAGUAGAUGACAUUUGCCUUUACAUUAUUAACUUCGAAGACCUGACUGCUCCACCAGCAGCUGAGGAGGGCGUCGUACUGGCCGCCAACACCAAACUCAGCAAGCUGGACCGCGCGCGACAGUCGUUCCGGCAGUCACUGCGGAUGGGGUCGCUACGUGGCCGCGGCCUUCGCCUCGCCGGCUACCUCACGCCGCCCAGCGACGUCACUGCCGAAGACGCUGACGGCGACGAAGAUCACGACCACGAGGCCACCAGGCCGAGUAUAGGUCGGAAAGAGAAGGACAAGGAGAAGGAGAAAGCGAAGGAGGAGGAGAAAGAGAAAGAGAAGGACAAAGAACGACCGCUGGGCGAGACGCCGGCCGCGCCCAUCGCAUCACCGGAAGCCAUGUCGGAGGAAGCGGUACCAAGCGUACCGCACGCUACGUCCCUAGACGCCAUCUCACGACGCCCUCGCCUGCCGGAGCCGCAGCAGCCACCCGCCAGGAGCGCCACCGUCGCAGGCCCCACAAGAAACCAUGUCUCUAAAGCAUUCCCCAUCACUUCAUCUGAAUCAGAUCUCCAGCGCGUUCGGACAACCACGUCGAUAUGGGAACGAGGUAGUCAUGAUAGGAAAUCACCUUCACUCAGCAAUGUUCCCUCCGACAGUCUGAAGCACAAGUUCUCCAUUCAAGAUAAUGGAUCAGCAAAAUUCUUCCAAGGUGCUCUGCACACUCCAAACAUGGGUGAGAAAGUGGCACAGAUUAAUUUCUCCAGAAUGCUUCAUCAUCAGAAUACAUCUUGGGAGUUACUGUACAAGAGUCAUUAUUGUGUGUAGUUAUGUUGUUAUGUCUGCAUUGAUGACAUUGUUAGUACAUUUGUUGAAGGUAGUUGAAGUCUAUGUGACACUAAGGUAAUACAUUUCAAAUGUGGAAAUAAAAUAUUUAAA
Molecule: messenger RNA, 1542 nt
Organism: Schistocerca nitens (vagrant locust)
Lineage: Eukaryota; Metazoa; Arthropoda; Insecta; Orthoptera; Acrididae
Product: potassium voltage-gated channel subfamily H member 2-like
Exons: 9
Coding region: 265-1431 (388 amino acids)
Cellular component (GO): nucleus
Source: RefSeq, a predicted model, not a curated record